AGAAGAAGGCCUUAAAGUUGUAUUUUUACUCUCUUUUAAAGAUGUAGAAAAUUGAUAACGUUUAUCACAUUCAUCACCAAUAGUAUAUAGAUUGGGUCUUUUGUUAUAAAGACAGCUGAUUUAGUACCUCAUUGUUAAAACUCAACACAAUGCUGAGAGAAGUCGUAUUCCUGAUGUGUAUUGUCACAGUGUUGUGUCAAGAAUCCCAAUUCGGAGGGCUAGAUACCGACUCUUACCAGGAUAAGAUGGCAGUGCGUCCUGACUUUUUAAACAUUCACAGAAGGAGUGGAUCCAGAUCUAAGCCAAAGGAGGUAGAGGGUGUUCCUAAGUGUACUCCGAAUCCAUGUAAAAACAAUGGAUUUUGUAGGCCACAUGAUACGUGUAUCUGUCCAGCGGAGUAUACCGGGACUCUCUGUGAUGACCUUGUACUAUCAAGAUGUGGAUUUGAGAAAGACAUGUGUAUAUCCGCUGAAAACUUUAAAAGAACCAAUUCCUACUCCGGCAUUCCGGCUCCUUCAAAAGGACAGUACUACGCCUUGGCCACUGGCUCAGCAAUAAUGGCAGCAAAUUUAACAGUUCAGGUGAAAUCCCUUCGCAUUGACUUUGAUUGUGUUACAAGUGGGAGUGGAGGCCUCAACCUUGUUAUAGGCCACAUCCCUAAAAGUGGAUUAAUAACUACCAAUGGAAAGUGGAAGUCUUAUAGCUUCGACUUACCAGCUAUACAAAACAUGGAG
Saccostrea cuccullata (small rock oyster) is the source of this 734-nucleotide messenger RNA. RefSeq lists its product as uncharacterized. The record is from RefSeq and is a predicted model, not a curated record. The transcript is spliced from 6 exons. Lineage: Eukaryota; Metazoa; Mollusca; Bivalvia; Ostreida; Ostreidae. The annotation marks the transcript as partial.